This is a messenger RNA of Micropterus salmoides (largemouth bass), 4044 nucleotides long. RefSeq names its product protein phosphatase, Mg2+/Mn2+ dependent, 1Da (gene ppm1da). Gene Ontology annotation, cellular component: cytosol; nucleus. The record is from RefSeq and is a predicted model, not a curated record. The transcript is spliced from 6 exons. Bases 366 to 2042 code for a protein of 558 amino acids. Lineage: Eukaryota; Metazoa; Chordata; Actinopteri; Centrarchiformes; Centrarchidae. Gene Ontology annotation, molecular function: mitogen-activated protein kinase binding; cation binding; protein serine/threonine phosphatase activity. Gene Ontology annotation, biological process: protein dephosphorylation.
UUCAGAUGUAAGUAGACAGCCAGUUAAGAAAGGUGUUAGGUGUUGAUGAUCAAGGACUUCCAUACACUUAGCAAAAGAAAUACUGUUAGAAACAGAGCUGUCUGAAAUACUUGAAUGCAAUACUGUAUAAAAACACUUCUUUCCCCACAUUUCUCUCGCUUUCCACCUCUAGAUGGCAACAGCUGCACUGACGCUGCAACGUCUACGUACAAGAAGAAGAUAGAUUUUGACGUCAACGCGUUUGAGCAUGCCUAUUACGCUCGAACAUAAACAAAGGCAGGACGCUGCGCUGCAAUAAAUAUACUCUCCUGUAAUUUUAUACACUAUCAGUACCGAAAAUAGGAGCGCGACUUAUUUUUGUGACCAUGGAAAACGCAUUAUUGAUGCGAGUGAGUGUGUUUACCGACCAAGGAGGCAGGAAAUACAUGGAAGAUGUGACCGAGGUCAUAGUAGAGCCUGAGCCGGGAGAAGAUGAGCCGUCGUCGGGUGAGCCAGAUGAGAGCAGUGGGGGAGACUGGACGGUCACUUCUCUGGCUGGGGACACGCAUCCCGACCGGACUGGUGAAACCGUGGGGUCCCCGCAGGUUCUCGAUGCAUCACGUGAAGCUGUGCGAACGGAAGACCAAAGUUCCUCAGUGGAAACAUCUUUACCGGGAGGUCAGAGCCCGCCGCGAGCUCAGCCGAGCACCGCGAAUCCUUCCCGCCGUUCCGUUGCCUUCUUCGCGGUGUUUGACGGGCACGGGGGUCGCGAGGCAGCGCAGUUUGCACGAGACUAUUUGUGGGAGUUCAUGAAGAAGCAGCGGGGGUUCUGGUCAGACUGUGACCGGGAGGUCUGCUCUGCCAUACGCAAAGGAUUUGUAGCGUGCCACCACGCUAUGUGGAAAAAGCUACCUGAAUGGCCAAAGACACUUACGGGCCUUCCCAGCACAUCAGGCACAACAGCCAGCGUAGUGGUCAUCCGAGGAACCCGGAUGUAUGUGGCCCACGUUGGGGACUCGGCAGUGGUUCUAGGGGUCCAGGAUGACCCUUCAGACCCGUACAUCAGAGCUGUUGAAGUCACACAAGACCACAAACCCGAACUACCCAGAGAGAGGGAGCGCAUUGAAGGUCUGGGAGGGAGUGUGAUCAAGAAAUCUGGAGUGAACCGGGUCGUCUGGAAGAGGCCAAGGCUGAGUCACAACGGCCCGGUCCGUCGGAGCACCGUCAUUGACCAGAUACCGUUCUUGGCAGUAGCACGAGCUCUAGGUGACCUGUGGAGCUAUGACUUCUACAGUGGGGAGUUUGUGGUUUCUCCAGAGCCAGACACUAGUGUGGUAACCCUUGACCCCAGAAAACACCGCUACAUCAUACUGGGCAGCGAUGGUCUUUGGAACAUGAUGCCACCUCAAGAGGCUAUCUCUAUGUGUCAGAACAAUGAUGAGGCAAUGGCACCAUGUGGGGUAUCGAGUGCCCGGCAGCUGGUCAGCCAUGCUCUCCUGCGGUGGCGCCAGCGCAUGUUGCGUGCUGACAACACCAGCGCCAUCGUAAUUGCCCUGCAGGAGCCUGGAACCUCCCAGGACACCCUGCACCAUGAGGAAGUGCUGCUCGACUUAGCCAAGGUGUCCCAGUGUCCUCCCACCUCCAUAUCUCGCGCUGACACUCCUCUCCUUCAGCGGCCUCCAGAGGAAGACUCUCUCUCUGCCAUGUGUGAGCUCCUCCCUGCCUUGGAGAGACGGGAUGGACUAUCAGGAAGAAACAGCCUGUACCACAUGAAUCUGUCUGACCCGUUCACUUUGACUCCACUGUGUCCAAACGGUAGUACUGAGCUGCCCAGUCAGUCCAGUCCCACUGACAGGACAGUUGGCAAAAGGACGCCCAACAGCAAAAGAACUUCUGACGGAUCAUCAUCACCGUCGUCAGGCCAGUCGGCUAAGAAAGCCCGUCGCAGGACUUCCGACAGGCUGCCACUGGUCCAACACAACGCAGAGAAGAAACAGAAGGAGUCCAGCAACGUCUCCCCUGUUCUGCAGCAGCAUAACAAGACCACAGUGUGUGUGUGCUGAAACACACACUGACACAUCAACCUGCUGCUUCCCACUGUCAACCUCGUCUCCAGUGGCGUUUCUAUUCUCUAUGUUUGAAAUUCUCCUACACAUUCACACAGUUCAAGCCACCCGUGCUCUACAGGUUGUGGAAAGACUUCUUGCUCAGCACCUGUACAAUAUUCAUUUAAAAACUUAAGUUUUCUUUGGAGGAGUGCUCUUUAAUAACAGUUGUAAGUAUGACUACUGAUGUCGGUGUAGAUGUUAUGCAUUUUAUAGUUGGGUAUUGCAAAGUAAGUAACUGUUCAUUGAAAAGAAAUAUAUAUAUUUUUAUACAUUCUUUUAUUGAUCAAUGAUAACACAUGAACAUUUUGUUGACCUCCACGACAGCUUUCAUCUCCUCCUCACUCUGUCCAUAUUCCAUUGUGUGCACACCCUGUGUUUAAACCUAUUAAUGUGUUUUUACUCUAAUCAUUUUAUUUAAUAACUGGAGAUUUGUCUUGAAUAUAAACUUACGGUGCUGCUACAGUCACAAACCAUAAGCUACUACAUUGUGUAUAUUGAUAUAUAAAUAUAUGUAAUAAGUGUUUGUAGCAUUUUCUUUUUAUUUGAGAGUAUGCAUUUGUCAACACAUCUUCCCUGUGAGGUUUCACAUGAUGGAUUUUUAAACAUUUGAAUUGCACAUGGCAUCUUAAAGGACAGCUCCACUCUCUUAAUCAUCUUCCAUUGUUGUUAUUUGUAAUGAAGCGUCAGAGUGUAGUUUUGUGGUGUCUUCACUUCCACUGAGCCUGCUCCACGAAUUCAUACAUCAGGUACUGAUUUUCUAUGUUUCCGAGAAUGCCUUUCAACAGCCCUCUGCUGCGCUGAAGCUUUUGCAGAUGUUGGAAUGUCUGUAUCUGUAAUAAUGGAUUUUGCCCUCCGCGUUUGCUGAACUUCCAGAAGGCUCUAAAACAAAGACUGCCUUUGGUUCUGAGGGAUAGACACAAAACCUGAUGUUUACAAUCAAUAUUGAUGAUCAUUUUGUGCUGCCAGAUUUCCAUUGUGGCUGCACUGGAGGUAUCAGUGGUGUCAUGCUGUCUACGUAUGACCAUACAUCUGUUAGAAUGAGAAAAAUGCUUCAUCACAAGCAUGUUGGUCUCUACGCACAGGGUACUGUCCAUCCUGCUACCUUGUUUUAUCUCGAUUGCAACAAGACAAUAACUGUUCUUUCUUUUUUCUUGAGGCUGAUUGAGAGGUUUCUUUAGCAUUCCCCUUAUACAAGCCGUCCCUCUUGCUGCAGCUGCAGUUUCAUUGUUACUGAUGUAUGCACAAGGCUCAUUUGUGAGUAGAUACACUCUGCAUGGGCUUUCUAAGAGAAUAUUUUUGCACUAUUAUGGUGACCAUAAUUGUCUUUGAGAAGGGAGUUGUUUUUUCAUUUGAAAAUGAUGCAGCUAGGAAUGGAUGACAUGACUGGAAUCUUAAAUGAAAUGCAGCAAAUGAAGGGUGUUUGACGACAAAACAUUAAAUGAUUUUACCUUUAACAAGUAGAAGGGAAUCCUGAUUAAUCUCAGUAGAGUUGGUAGAAGUGGCUGUGCCCCGUUUUGCCGUUUUUAUUACACGACAAUGUAUGAUUCAAAUGAGGAAAUAUUUACUGCGAGAGUAUAAUGACCAUUACACAGCUAAGACAGAUGUCUCAAUCUCUGUAAUCUAAUGUAAUGAUGAGGUAGGAAGUUGUAGCAGUAUGGAUUGGAUAAAAUGUUGUACAAUGUUGAUUGACACUGUUGAAGGAAUGAUAAGGUUCGUGUUUGAUAUAUUCUCUCUACAGUCUGUUACUUGGCUCGGGAUCCCCGUAUGACUUUUCUAUACUAUUUUUGAGAAUUCUCACAAAUCUUAAUCUACUUAUAUUUACUGUUGAAUAAUGACAUCCCUGAUUCAGGUGGUUGUGCUAACAGCAUAAAGUGCAUGUGUACGAUGUAAAUGUGAAAAACACUUACCUGGAAAUGAACCUAUUUAAAUAAAAAGUUCUCUGACGUAAAGUAAUUAA